AUGGCACCUCUGGCUGCGGAUCCCCGCCAGAUCCUGGUCGUCCUCGAUGACACCAGGCGGCGCGAAUUCUACACGCUGAUUGAAGAUAUUAUGAGACUCAUGAGAUCAGAGAUAGACCCCACCGGCAAUGAUCGACAUGAUGGAGGUUGGCCGUCAGUCGCCCAGUGGGAGCAGCAGCAAAAGCAGCGCAAGCUGGCAGGCCGGCACGCAUCGGAGCUCUCCUCCAUCCGACAAGACGCCCUCGAGCACUUUGGCGACUGGCGCCAGGGGAUUCUGAAGAAGCUCAAAGAAAUCACGUCCGCCAAGGAGGACAAGAAGGUGCUCGAGGCCCGCAAAAAUCGCCAGGACGAGGUCGCCAAGAUGAAGGCCGCGUCGUCUGGCGACGAAGAAGACCUCAUCACCCUCGGCGACACGGAGAACUCGUCCACGACAAACGCCAAGGACGUGGCCACCUUUCAGAAGCACUACCAGCCGGUGCCGACGAGCCUCACCGCCCUGCCUGUCGAGGACAGGCGUGAGCUGCUGAGCUCGAUGCUGCUGGUCGUGCUGUCGACGGGCAACUACGCGGCCCACUCGCGCGUGCUUGUUCUACACCUUGCGUCAUCCUUUGGUCUUCCUCUCGCCGUGCUCAUCACGGAGGAGACAGAGAUCGCCAAGUAUCUCGUCGAAGCCUCUACCGCCAAGGGCGAGGACGGAACCACCAGCAAGAGCGCCGCUGCGGCAUCGGCCAUGUCUGGCGAGGCUGAGGCGACGAAGCGGCGUCAGAACAACCAGUCCUCUCGGUUUUGGAAAGUCGGUCUGGCAUCCGUGGCUGGCGCGGCCGUCAUCGGUGUCACGGGUGGUCUUGCAGCCCCUGCCGUCGCGGGAGUGAUCGGCGGGAUUAUGGGCAGCGUCGGGCUCGGCGGUGUGGCGUCCUUCCUGGGCAUUUUCUGGGCCAACGGUGCGCUCGUCGGUGCUCUGUUUGGUGCCUACGGUGCCAAGAUGACGGGUGAGAUGAUGGAUCAGUACGCAAAGGAGGUGGAGGACUUCCGCUUCUUGCCCCUCAAGGAGGAAUACGGACAGGAUGCGAAAGAGGCGACAUCGGACGAGAAGAAGACGCGCCGCCUGAGAGUCACGAUCGGCAUCAACGGAUGGCUCGAGAAUGAAGUAGCCGUAACGAAGCCUAUGGAAGGUCCUGGGGCGACGAGUCGGAGGACCUGGUCAAGAGCUACGCCCUGGAAGUACGUCAAGCUGGAGAUCCUCAAGAACACGGUUCUCGUGUCGCUUUCGGCCGUCCUCUGGCCUGCCUACCUUCUCGGGACAGCCUCCAACAUCGACAACCCUUAUAACCUUGCGCGCAAUCGCUCUGAAAAGGCAGGCCGUGUCCUCGCGGAUGCCCUCAUCAACCGCGCGCAGGGCGAGCGGCCUGUCACCCUGAUCGGAUACUCUCUGGGAGCCCGCGCCAUUCACUCGUGCCUCAAGACGCUCGCCCAGCGACGGGCCUUUGGUCUUGUCGACUCGGUCGUGCUCAUCGGCGCGCCGACGCCGUCCGACACGGAGCAGUGGCAGGUUCUCCGUACCGUGGUCGCGGGCCGCAUCUUCAACGUCUACUCGGAGAACGACUACAUCCUGGGCUUCAUGUACCGCGCCACAUCGCUGCAACUCGGCGUCGCGGGCCUCCAGCCCAUCGAGGGCGUCGACGGCCUCGAGAACUUGGAUCUCAGCAAAGACGUGGCGGGCCACCUCCGCUACCCGGACCUGAUCGCGCAGGUCUUGACCAAGUGCGGCUUCCCCGACGUCAAGGACGGCGAGGGCGAGAUUGAGCGAGACAAAGACAUUGAGCGCGCCAAGCAGGCGCAGCCGGAUGACAUGCCUGAGGAGGCGCGCGCCAUCCAGGGCGAGAAGCCGAAGACUGGUGGCGGUGAUGGUGGUGAGCAGGACGCGAAGGAGGACGAGCCGUCGCCCCCUCUGCCUCCGAGGAGGAAGACCGAGACGGGCGCCGGCGGGACGACAUCGCCGCCUCCGUGGGCUUCGGACAGGAAAGAAGACCCUCUCCACUUGGGCACGGCAGGGAUGAAACACGUGGAGCCACUCGCGGAGCAGGACUUGCCCGAGCGGCGCAAGCCUUGA
Messenger RNA from Verticillium alfalfae VaMs.102, 2109 nucleotides. RefSeq names its product transmembrane and coiled-coil domain-containing protein. NCBI's taxonomy places the organism in Eukaryota, Fungi, Ascomycota, Sordariomycetes, Glomerellales, Plectosphaerellaceae. The transcript has 2 exons. The coding region runs from base 1 to 2109 and encodes 702 amino acids. The record is from RefSeq and is a predicted model, not a curated record.